UCGGUUGCUAGGGGUGGGUCUCCGUCCGAUGCUAACGCACCCCCGCCUCUACCUCCGCACCCCUGGGCUUAUAUUCGGGCGCUGCCGGGGUCCCGGCUCCGGCUGCAGGAUGGCGGGCGCUGAGGCCGCGCUGCUGCCUUACCCGGUUCUCCUGUGCGCUCUGCUGGCGGUCGGGCUCCAGACACCGGUGGCAGGAAGGACUCUGAGAUUCGUCAACCUGGUUUAUCGUCAUGGUGAUCGAUCUCCUGCCAGAGGAUACCCAAAAGAUCCAAUUACGGAGAAGGAUUGGCCCCAAGGUUUUGGGCAGCUAACCCAGGUUGGGAUGAGGCAGCACUACGCACUGGGCCAGUAUCUGCGAAAUCGCUACCGCGGCUUCCUCAGCUCCUCUUAUGACCGACGUGAGAUUUACGUUCGGAGCACAGAUUUUGACCGGACUCUGAUGAGUGCUGAGUCGAACCUUGCCGGUCUGUACCCUCCGCAUGGACGUCAGAUCUUCUGUCCUGGCCUGAGGUGGCAACCGAUUCCUGUGCAUACGAUGCCUGUGGAACAGGACAAGCUCCUUCUAUACCCAAUGAAGGAUUGUCCUCGCUACACAAAAUUGGUUGCGGAGACGGAGAAAACGGAUGAAUACAUAAAGAUGGUGAAGCUAAAUAAGAACUUUCUGGCCAUGCUGUCUAACGCCACUGGGGUUCCCAGGGACCAGAUGUCAUUCAGAUAUGCUUGGUUGAUUUACGACACCCUGUUAUGUGAGCAACUUCACAAGAAAACCUUGCCUUCCUGGGUGACGUCCUCAGUCAUGGAGCACAUGCGAACACUGAAGGAAUUCAGCUUCGACGUCGAUUACAGACUGUACAAGCGAGAGGAGAAAUCGCGGCUCCAGGGAGGUGUGCUCCUGAAACAAAUUCUCCGAAAUAUUGAACAAGCGCGGAACACGUCUCCCACAACAAGUCCCAAGCUGAUGGUGUACUCGGCGCAUGACACAACGAUUGUAGCUCUUCAAAUGGCUCUGAGUGUUUACAGCCUUGCUCCCACUUAUGCUGCCUGCCACAUCGUCGAGCUGUACCUGGAGGACGACAGGUCCUUCACUGUGGAGAUGUACUACAGGAAUGAAAGUUCUUCUGCACCAUAUCCCCUCACUCUCCCAGCCUGCACCCAAAGGUGUCCCUUGGACAAGUUCAUCCAGAUUGCCAAAAAAGUGAUACCUGAUGACUGGGAUAAGGAAUGUCGCCGUACCGGUAACCACGUCCCAAUAGAGCUGAUCCUGGGCCUGGCUGUGGGCUGCUGCCUUCUCCUGGUGCUCAUCCUCCUGGCCGCAUUGCUGCGUCUCCACGGCAAGGAUCGACACCUGAACUACCGGAAAGUGGCCGAGGACAAUGAAAACCUCCCGAGAAGGGCCUUGAUCUGAUGAGGACA
Pristis pectinata (smalltooth sawfish) is the source of this 1413-nucleotide messenger RNA. Its product is annotated as lysosomal acid phosphatase-like. The record is from RefSeq and is a predicted model, not a curated record. Gene Ontology annotation, cellular component: lysosome. The transcript has 11 exons. Gene Ontology annotation, molecular function: acid phosphatase activity. NCBI's taxonomy places the organism in Eukaryota, Metazoa, Chordata, Chondrichthyes, Rhinopristiformes, Pristidae. Gene Ontology annotation, biological process: lysosome organization; dephosphorylation. Bases 29 to 1405 code for a protein of 458 amino acids.